Molecule: messenger RNA, 1469 nt
Organism: Stegastes partitus (bicolor damselfish)
Lineage: Eukaryota; Metazoa; Chordata; Actinopteri; Pomacentridae
Product: neuronal acetylcholine receptor subunit non-alpha-2-like
Exons: 6
Coding region: 12-1469 (485 amino acids)
Biological process (GO): monoatomic ion transmembrane transport
Cellular component (GO): postsynaptic membrane
Molecular function (GO): acetylcholine-gated monoatomic cation-selective channel activity; transmembrane signaling receptor activity
Source: RefSeq, a predicted model, not a curated record
ACGAAAACACCAUGAAGUUGGCGAUGCUGCUUCUCCUCCUCGUGUCGGUGUCGUGUCCGCUCUCCGUCGCCUCCAUCGCUGCUCCAAAUGAGUUUGUGUCCUUGGCAGAGAUGGAGGACGCCCUCCUCAAGAACCUUUUCCAGGGCUACCAGCGCUGGGUCAGGCCCAUCCAGCGCGCCAACGACACUGUUAGAGUGCGCUUCGGACUUAAGAUCUCUCAGCUGGUUGAUGUGGAUGAGAAAAAUCAGCUGAUGACAACUAAUGUUUGGCUGUGUCAGGAGUGGAUUGAUUACAAGCUGCGAUGGAAUCCAGAUAAAUAUGGAGGAAUCACGUCCAUCAGAGUUCCUUCAGAAAAUAUCUGGCUCCCAGACAUCGUCCUGUAUGAGAAUGCUGACGGGCGGUUUGAAGGCUCCCUGAUGACCAAAGCCAUUGUGAAGUUCAACGGUGCCAUCACCUGGACGCCACCUGCCAGUUACAAAUCCGCCUGCACCAUGGAUGUCACCUUCUUCCCCUUUGACCGCCAGAACUGCACCAUGAAGUUUGGCUCCUGGACGUACGAUGGCAACAUGGUGGACCUGGUUCUGAUGGACAACCAGGUUGAUCGGAAAGACUUCUUUGAUAACGGGGAGUGGGAGAUACUCAGUGCCACUGGUGCUAGAGGAAACAGGAAGGAUGGCUUGUAUUCCUACCCCUUCAUCACAUACUCCUUCAUCCUAAAGAGGCUGCCGCUGUUCUACACGCUCUUCCUCAUCAUCCCUUGUUUGGGUUUGUCCUUCUUGACCGUCCUGGUGUUUUACUUGCCCUCAGACGAAGGAGAGAAGCUGUCGCUCUCUACCUCCGUCCUCGUGUCGCUCACUGUGUUCCUCCUGGUCAUCGAAGAAAUCAUUCCCUCCUCCUCCAAGGUGAUCCCGCUCAUCGGAGAGUACCUGCUCUUCAUUAUGAUCUUCGUCACUCUCUCCAUCAUUGUCACCGUCUUUGUCAUCAACGUGCACCACCGCUCCUCGGCCACCUACCACCCCAUGUCGCCGUGGGUUCGGAACCUCUUCCUGCAGAAGCUUCCCAGGUUGCUCUGCAUGCGAGGACACACCGACCGCUACCACUACCCAGAGCUGGCCCCAGAAAGCCCUGAGCUGAAGUCUCGCUCUGGAGGUCGCAGAGGAGGCCAGAGGACGAACAGCGGAGUGCACGGACAAACCAAUUCAGAGGGGAAGGAGGACGAGGCCUGGGCCACCAUGCUGGAGAAAGCCAUCUACUCGGUGCGCUACAUCAGCAGACACAUCCGUAAAGAGCACUUCAUCCGCGAGGUAGUACAAGACUGGAAGUUUGUCGCCCAGGUGUUAGACAGGAUCUUCCUGUGGGCUUUUCUCACCGUCUCAGUACUGGGCACCAUCCUCAUCUUUACUCCAGCUCUGCAGAAGUUCAUGAAAAUCCCUCCUCCGACUCCAAGUGAAGAGCCACCUUCAAACUAG